GGGGAGGGGGCUCAUCCGGGUCCUUUCCGGGCCCGAGGAGGGAGGCAGGAUGCCGGCGCGGCUGCAGAACCGGUACAACCUGGUGGAGGAGGCCGGCGGGGAGGCGCGGGGGUCGGCCCUGCACAGCGAGGAAGCCUUCCAGCACGGCAUCGUCUUCCAGGCCAAGUACAUCGGCAGCCUGGACGUGCCGAGGCCCAACAGCCGCGUGGAGAUCGUGGCCGCGAUGCGCAGGAUCCGGUAUGAAUUCAAAGCCAAGAACAUCAAGAAGAAGAAGGUCAACCUCGUGGUCUCCGUGGACGGAGUGAAAGUCAUCCUCCGGAAGAAACAGAAGAGGAAAGAAUGGACCUGGGACGAGGGCAAGAUGCUGGUGAUGCACGACCCCGUCUACAGGAUCUUCUACGUCUCGCACGACUCCCAAGACCUGAAGAUCUUCAGCUACAUCGCCAGGGACGGCACCAACAAUUCCUUCCGGUGCAACGUCUUCAAGUCCAAAAAAAAGACGCAGGCCAUGCGCGUGGUGCGGACGGUGGGCCAGGCCUUCGAGGUCUGCCACAAGCUCAGCCUCCAGCACGCCCUGCAGAACGCAGACGGCCAGGCCGACGGGGCCAGCCACAACUCGGCCGAGGAGCCCCCGCUCGAAGGUCUCCACUUGGCUGGACCGGCCUUGACCGACGGAGAAAGAGCUCCGGUCAUUCCGGAGGGGACCGGGGUGCCGGACGGAAGGGCUUCGGAGCAACCGCUGGCCGUGGCCGAGUUGGGAUUUCCUCUCCCGGGGCCAAAGGACCGGAGCAGCCAGGAGAGCGAGGGGGGCUCCGUCCUCCGCAGCCCCGGCUCCUCCUCCUCCUCCUCCUCGGGGGCCACCCCGCUGGCCUCCCGGCACGGCCUCCACCUCCUCCAGCACCGGCUCCUCCAGCAGCAGCACCAGACCCAGGUGGCCGUGGCCCAGGUGCAGCUGCUGAAAGACCAGCUCUCCGCCGAGACCGCGGCCCGCCUUGAGGCCCAGGCCCGCGUCCGGCAGCUGCUGCUCACCAACCGCGACCUCCUCCAACACGUCUCCCUGCUGGUCAAGCAGCUCAAGGAGCUGGAGAUCAAGGUGCAGCUGCGGCACCCAGUGGACCGCUCGCUGCAGAACCUGUCCCUGGCCCAGUCCCUCUCCCUCAACCUGAAGAACCACUACAGCCUCCACAUCAGCCUGCCCUCCGCCUCCACGCCCGCCAGCCUCCUGGGCAGCCCCCUGGCCCUGCACAACGCCUGCGGGUCCUACCUGGACCUGGCCCGCCCGGAAAAGGGCGCGGGGAGCCAGGAGCACCUCCUCCUGCCGCCCAUGGAGGGGCCCGAGGGGCUCCGCAGCGUGGAAGGCUCCGAGGCCGCCCACAGCAGCACCAGCACCAGCAGCAACGUGCCCAACGGGACCGGCCCGCCAAGGGGCAAGGCGCAGGAGGAGAGGGUCCAGCCGGUCAUCCCCAAGCUGAACCCGCCCCCGCCGACCCUGCGGAGGAGGUCAAGCAAGACCACCUCCCCGUCGUCGAUGGACGCGGAGAGCGCCAGCAGCCCCGGCGCCUCCGCCCUCCCCGGCGUGGCCGUCCCCUCCGUCUCAAGUGCCGAGCCGGGCCGGGAGCGGGGCAGGGCGGGGGUGCGGGGCCCGCUGGGCAAGACCCUCCUGGGCCGCCUGGACUGGGGCCCGGGGCGCGACUCGGACGGAGGCCUGGACUUGAAGUGGCCCUUCUCCUCGGGGGCCGAGACCCGCCUGCACAUCAGCCUCUCGGAGGACGAGCUGGACACGGCCGGGAUGGCACGGGCCUGACUCACGCCGGGUGGACAUUUGCGGACUGGGCAGCCUCUCUGUAAGGGGAGGGUCCUGUUGGGCCCAGAAGGAGGAGGCCAAGGCCACAAGGAGGCUCCAGGCUGACCCCGUCCACCACGGGCCUUCACGGGGGGCGAAAGGCCGGCACUAGGCCUCACUAGGCCUCACUGGCCCUUGCUCUGAGGGAAAUGGGGUCCCAGUUUGCCCCAGUUCAACCAUGGACGUUGGAAAUGCUGCAGGAGGACUCACUCAGUCUGGCAGGAUGAUAUUUUUUGAGGGAAAUAGGGGGUCCCAGUUUGCCCCAGUUCAACAAUGGAGGUUCAGAAUGGCCUCACUAGGCCCGACUGGCUCCUGUUUUGAGGGAAAUGGGGGUCCCAGUUUGCCCAGUUCAACAAUGGAGGUUUGGAAUGUGUGACUGGCUCCUGUUUUGAGGGAAAAAGGGGUCCCAGUUUGCCCCAGUUCAACCAUGGAUGUUGGAAAUGCUGCAGGAGGACUCAGUAAGUCUGGCAGGAUGCUAUUUUUUUGAGGGAAAUGGGGGUCCCAGUUUGCCCCAGUUGAACAAUGGAGGUUCAAAAUGUGUGUAAAACCUGAGGUAGGCCUCACUAGGCCUGACUGGCUCCUGUUUUGAGAGAAAUGGGGGUCCCAGUUUGCCCCAGUUCAACCAUGGAGGUUUGGAAUGUGUGACUGGCUCUUGUUUUGAGGGAAAUGGGGGUCCCAGUUUGCCCCAGUUCAACCAUGGAGGUUUGGAAUGUGUGACUGGCUCUUGUUUUGAGGGAAAUGGGGGUCCCAGUUUGCCCCAGUUCAACCAUGGAGGUUCAGAAUGUGUGACUAGUUCCUGUCUUGAGGGAAAUGGGGGUCCCAGUUUGCCCCAGUUCAACCAUGGAGGUUUGGAAUGUGUGACUGGCUCUUGUUUUGAGGGAAAUAGGGGGUCCCAGUUUGCCCCAGUUCAACAAUGGAGGUUCUGAAUGUGUGUAAAACCUGCUGUAGGCCUCACUAGGCCUGACUGGCUCCUGUUUUGAGGGAAAUGGGGGUCCCAGUUUGCACCAGUUCAACCAUGGAGGUUCAGAAUGUGUGACUGGUUCCUGUCUUGAGGGAAAUGGGGGUCCCAGUUUGCCCCAGUUCAACCAUGGAGGUUCAGAAUGUGUGACAGGCUCUUGCUUCGAGGGAAAUAGGGGGUCCCAGUUUGCCCCAGUUCAACAAUGAAGGUUCAGAAUGUGUGUAAACCUGAGGUAGGCCUCACUAGGCCUGACUGGCUCCUCUCUUGAGGGAAAUUGGGGCUCCCAGUUUGCCCCAGUUCAACAAUGGGUGUUCAUAAUGGUUGGAAGUGCUGCAGCAGGCCUGGCUGGCUCUUGCUCUGAGGUAAAUGAGGGCUCCAGAUUGCUUCAGUUCAACAAUGGAGGUUCAGAACGUGAGAAGAAGUUGCAGUAGGCCUCACUAGGCCACAGUAGGCCUGACUGGUUUUGGCUUUGAGGUAAAUGAGGUCCAGUUUGCCCCAGUUCCACAACGGAGGUUUGGAAUGUGAGAAAAGGUUGAAGUAGGCCUCACUAGGCCGUGGUGGGCCUCACUUGGCUGUGGUGGUCUCGUUAGGCUUCACUAGGCCAUAGUGAGCCGCAUUAGGCUUCACUAGGCCAUAGUGAGCCGCAUUAGGCUUCACUAGGCCAUAGUGAGCCGCAUUAGGCUUCACUAGGCCAUAGUGAGCCGCAUUAGGCUUCACUAGGCCAUAGUGAGCCGCAUUAGGCUUCACUAGGCCAUAGUGAGCCUCACCAGGCCACACUAGGCCUCACUGUCCCCUUUUUGAGGGAAAGUGGGAGGUUUGAGAAUGUGUGAAAGGCUUGUGUUUGUGGGUUUUGUGUGACAGUGACUUGCGAGGGCCGGGUUGCCUAGCAACCCCUUGGCGGGAAACGGGGAGAGAGGAGUUCCUCGACAGGCCUCACCUGCUCCGAGGGUGCCCUGCCAUAGAUGUGGGCGAAACGUCAGGAGGGGAUGCUUCUGGGACACGGCCAAGAAAGACCGGAGAACUCACUCACCCUUUCUUCACGACCGAGGACCGAAAAGCAUCAUCGCAACCUCUUGGAUUCUUCCUCCCAGGAGUAAGUAAGUCUGGCCUGAAAUGAACAGUGAAUUGAGGAUAACAUCAAUAACCUAAACCGAUACGGUCAGGCAGAAUCAGACAAGAAUUAUAUAGUGGCAUAAAAUCUAAAUAAACACUCACAAUACUUUACAAAAACAA
Messenger RNA from Anolis carolinensis (green anole), 4034 nucleotides. Its product is annotated as carboxyl-terminal PDZ ligand of neuronal nitric oxide synthase protein. Lineage: Eukaryota; Metazoa; Chordata; Lepidosauria; Squamata; Anolidae. Gene Ontology annotation, molecular function: nitric-oxide synthase binding. The record is from RefSeq and is a predicted model, not a curated record. Bases 50 to 1804 code for a protein of 584 amino acids. The transcript has 11 exons.